Molecule: messenger RNA, 195 nt
Organism: Pisolithus orientalis
Lineage: Eukaryota; Fungi; Basidiomycota; Agaricomycetes; Boletales; Pisolithaceae
Exons: 1
Coding region: 1-195 (64 amino acids)
Source: RefSeq, a predicted model, not a curated record
AUGCAACAUACAGGGAAAAACUGGAACUUUCCAAAGAACCAUACCCAUAUGCAUGUGUUUGAUGACAUUGAAGCCAAGGGUGUCACCUGCAAUUUCAACAUGAAGCCAAAUGAGAAAAUGCAUGGCCCCUUGAAGGAAGCUUAUUAUCAAAAACAAAACAAACUUCAAGGACAUUGCUCAGCAAGUAAGUCCUAA